Messenger RNA from Oncorhynchus mykiss (rainbow trout), 2580 nucleotides. RefSeq names its product G protein-coupled receptor 183. Lineage: Eukaryota; Metazoa; Chordata; Actinopteri; Salmoniformes; Salmonidae. Gene Ontology annotation, molecular function: G protein-coupled receptor activity; oxysterol binding. Gene Ontology annotation, cellular component: membrane. The record is from RefSeq and is a predicted model, not a curated record. Gene Ontology annotation, biological process: G protein-coupled receptor signaling pathway.
CAAACUCAAGAGCAUAAACAGUAACACAGGAUAUUUUGAUGUCACUAUGGUUACGAAAGCCAGCCCGCCACUCAAUCUUAGUUCUCUAUUUGUCACUAUGUGUCACUCUGCUCUAAAAGCCUGGGGCAACGUGGUCUUUGCUGAACUCUGAGAGAACAAUUAUAGUCUCAUGCCAAGGAGGAACUAUCCUGCUUAACUCUCAUACUUUGGGAGAAUACAGAAAUACAGUUGAUUUUGCUAGCUUCACAAUAGCCACUAGCCCAAUGAUGGAGGUGAUGAGGACCUCCAGCCAUGCAAACCCAACCCCUACCCCCACCCUCAAUGACUCAAACACCUGCACGACACUGUAUGACCACCUGGAGUACGCCCGAGUCCUCAUGCCCCUCUUCUACAGCAUCGUCUUCUCCGUGGGGUUGCUGGGCAACGCCCUGGCGCUGCAUGUCAUCCGGCCCAACCUAAAGAAGAUGAACUCCACCACGCUCUACUCCGCCAACCUGGUCAUCUCUGACAUCCUGUUCACACUGUCACUACCAUUACGGAUAAUCUACUACGCCCUGGGCUUCCACUGGCCUCUGGGGGAGUCCCUGUGUAAGAUCACAGGGCUGAUCUUCUACAUCAACACGUAUGCCGGGGUCAACUUUAUGACCUGCCUCAGUGUGGACCGAUUCAUUGCUGUGGUCUUGCCGCUCCGGUUCGCACGCUUCCGGAAGGUCUCCAAUGUCCGGUUCAUCUGCGUUGGGGUGUGGUUGCUGGUCUUAAUGCAAACUUUGCCCCUCCUCUCCAUGCCCAUGACUAAUGUGGAGUCUGAUGGCUUCAUCACUUGUAUGGAGUAUCCUAACUUUGAACAGGUGCCCAACAUCGCCUACAUGCUGAUCGGCGCCGUGUUCCUAGGCUAUGGAGUCCCCGUGGUGACUAUCUUAUUGUGCUACUCCAUACUGUGCUGUAAACUCCGCCUCUCUGCAAAGACCAAUCACUUAACAGACAAGUCGGGGCGCAGCCGCAAAGCCGUUGGGGUGAUCUGCUGCGUCUCCCUGGUGUUUGUGGUGUGUUUCAGCCCCUACCACAUCAACCUCCUCCAAUACAUGAUCCGAAAGCUGAUCUAUGAAACAGACUGUGCUGAACUCACUGCCUUCCAGAUCUCCUUACACUUCACUGUUUGUCUGAUGAACCUUAACUCCUGCCUGGAUCCAUUUAUCUACUUCUUUGCCUGUAAGGGUUACAAGAGGAAGGUGCUGAAGAUCCUGAAGAGGCAGGUGAGCGUGUCCUUCUCCAGCGCAGUACGGACAUCGCCCGAGGGUUCAUCCAGAGAUGUCGUAGAUGGUAAGAAGAUCCACCUCAACAGCACUAGAUACGAACAGUGUGUCCAACAGAAUGGCCAAAGGUGAGUGACAACCAAUCAACAGACCGGUGAGUCAAAGACCAACCAACAGAUCGGAGAGCCAUCAACCAGAAAACAGACCAGCCAACAGACCGGUGAGCCCACGACCAGCCAACAAACCUUUGAGCCAGCGACCAGCUGACAGACUGGUUAGUCAAUGACCAGGAAACAGACUGGUAUGCAAACAACCAGCAAACUAUUUGAAUAACAUACUAUAUGUUAUUAUUUUGAAAAACACAUGAUAUGUUAUGAUUUCUAGCUAGGUGUCUAAUGUUAGCUAGGUGGCUAAUGUUAGCUACUGUAGGCUAAGGGUUAAGGUUAGGGGUUAAGGUUAGGGUUACAUUUAGGAGUUAGGUUAAAGGGUUCAGGUUAGGGGAAGGGUUAGCUACCAUGCUAAGUAGUUGCAAAGUAGCUAAAAAGUAGUAAGUAGUUGAAAGUUGCUAAUUAGCUAAAAUGCUUAUCCGUUGUCCAUGAUGAGAUUUGAACUCGCAACCUUUUGAUUGUUAGACAUUUACGUCAGUAAAUUGCAAGAGGAUGUCUGAGGAGAUAGACUGAACUAUAACUGUAUAACUGAUUAACAGUUUAAAGAGGUAUCUCACGUCCUCUGGAAAUAGAGCCACUUAGGACAGCCAAGGUAACAAACUGUUUCUGCCUCUUGCCAAUACAGUAGUGCUGAGUGAUUCACCGUAAAAAAAAAUAUCCCUUGUUUACCAACAUCCUUUCAAUUAUUUGAAUUCCAUAUAGUUCUGCUUUUUUUGUGAGCUCAACGUGCUGUUUCUCUAGAGAGAAAUUCAAUCAUUAAUGAGAGAAACGUUGUCAAUGGGCGCAUUUGAGCGGAUCACUUUUGUCAAGUCGAUGACCAUUGUUGCGCCUACGUGUCGACUGCAUAUACUUUACAAACUACCAUGACUUCAGUCUGCAGCCAUCACCUGCAUUGUGGGAGGAUCUAUUGUCAUUGACUCACACAAACGUGACCAAAGACAUGAUUGAAAUAGGAACAAAUUUUGAUACGAUUCAUGUAUACAGUUGAGUAAUUCAAAUGAAUUUGAUAUUUGAGGCUGUUUCUCACUGAUUGCAGUUUAUAAUUGUUGAAAUAAACAUGGCUCCAAUCCCCAGAACACACACUCACAAAGAAAAACUUUUAUUAACAAUGGCAGCACUGCCAUGUUGAUCUGAGCCUUGCUGUUGGAAAACCACAUUAG